AUGGCGGCACCGUAUCCCCAGGUCGUGCUCUUUGGCGACUCUUUAUGGGAGGGUUGUGUAGACGCUCAGGAUGGCUUCUCAUUCUACGCCACUCUCCAAAAACACUGCCUGCGACGGUAUGAUGUUGUCAACCGCGGCUUCUCGGGCUACAACACCUCCCAGGCCCUGAAGAUCUUCGAGCAUCUCUUCCCAGAGCCAGGCCCCAGCACGCCCAAGAUGGAGUACUUGAUCGUCCUCCUCGGUGCCAACGACGCGGCCCUCCCGCUAGACGACGACAAUCAGAGCGUGUCGCUGGAGCAGUACAAGGCGAACCUGGCGCGGCUGGUAGGCCACCCGCGCGUGGCGGCGCACGGGUGCAAGGUCCUGGUGGUGACGCCGCCGCCGCUGGACGAAAUCCGGCGGGCGGAGAUGGACAUCGCACAACACGGGCGGGCGGUGCGCGAGCAGGCCCGCAGCGCGGCGUACUCGCAGGCCGCGCGCGAGGUGGCGGCCGAGCUCGGGGAGUCGGCGGCCGCGGCAAAGGGGGCCGGGUCGGUGGUAUGUGUGGACCUGGCCAAGGCGCUCAUGGACCACGCCGUCGCCAACACGACCGGGUGGGACGCGAGCCAGCCGCCGCUCGGGUCGGCGGCGGCGGGCGGGCGCAGGGGCUACCUCGAGCAGCUGCUGCCCGACGGCCUGCACAUGAGCGGCGAGGCGUACCGCGUGCUGUGGGGGCUCGUCGAGGCCGAGAUCCAGCCGCGGUUCCCGAACGAGAAUACCGAGGGCUAUGUAUGGCCCGGGUGGAGGGAGGCACCGUGGCUGGAGCCGGGGCAGACUGUUGAGGAGAGGAGGAAGUCGUCCAAGUAA
Messenger RNA from Diaporthe citri, 846 nucleotides. RefSeq lists its product as uncharacterized. The transcript is spliced from 4 exons. Bases 1 to 846 code for a protein of 281 amino acids. The record is from RefSeq and is a predicted model, not a curated record. NCBI's taxonomy places the organism in Eukaryota, Fungi, Ascomycota, Sordariomycetes, Diaporthales, Diaporthaceae.